This is a messenger RNA of Pelmatolapia mariae (spotted tilapia), 5005 nucleotides long. RefSeq names its product metabotropic glutamate receptor 4-like. Gene Ontology annotation, biological process: regulation of synaptic transmission, glutamatergic; G protein-coupled glutamate receptor signaling pathway. NCBI's taxonomy places the organism in Eukaryota, Metazoa, Chordata, Actinopteri, Cichliformes, Cichlidae. The transcript is spliced from 13 exons. Gene Ontology annotation, molecular function: adenylate cyclase inhibiting G protein-coupled glutamate receptor activity. The record is from RefSeq and is a predicted model, not a curated record. Gene Ontology annotation, cellular component: plasma membrane. Bases 1009 to 3750 code for a protein of 913 amino acids.
GAUAGAGGAGAGAUAAUUUUCAGUCGUGCGCGGUGGGAGGGGAGAUUUGUGCAGUCAAACAGAAGAAGCAGUAGACGAAGAGGAGAAAAAAAGUAGGAAAUCUCUGCAACCUCUGGAGUCUCAUUCAGCACCGCUCGCUCCUGGACAGCGUCUGAGCGGCGGAGUUGAUCGAGAAACAGGGGAUUUGUUCAAACAUCCAAUCUGGGAGUAACACUGCAUUUAAACGGGGCGCUUAAUUUUCUUCACGACUUACAAUCCACAUUGGCAUGUUCACUUCCCACACCUGUCAUGCUCUUCUUUUGAAUUGAAUCUGUGCGGCAAGCAGCGUUUCAAUAGCGAGGGAGUCCAGAACUGACUGGAGCUGGUGCCGCCAAACAAAGACGCUGGAAGAAAAAGAAAGAAACCUGGACGGCAUCACAGCUCGCAGAAGUUCUUCUCCUCCACUUUGGGCUCACUUGUAUCAGGAAGAUUUAAAGACAAUGGUUGGAGAUUCAGGCCAGGAGUGUAUUCCCUUGCGGACAGCUUCAACAUCAGGCACCCACUGUGGAGCCCACUGGCUGGCCUUGUAACUUUCUGCCUGUUUGACACACCAAGAGGAAAGCUAAAUGCACCUGAGUGAUUCUGGAGAACCAGAGAAGAGAGGCAAGCUUCCCACCUUUGUUCUUGCCUUAUGAGAGCUGCUCUCUGUGGACUCCACCUCAGAACACUCUGCACUGUUUAGUUACUGCAUGUAUCCACAACUCUAAGGUGCAGGAAAAGUGAGUGAAACACAAAGAGGAAAGAAGAAAGGGUAAGAGAUAAAGAGAGCACAGCUGCAUAAUUAGUAUUAGCGAAUUUGUUGCAGAGCUAGAAACCAUGAGAAGAGACUUCUGAAGACAACUGUGCUCUGAAAAAUAUUGCGGCUAAACCUUCAGGACAUUUGUAUGUGUGUGUGGGUAUAUGUGUGCACACCUCUUUCAUUUUCAAAGGACUUGAAUUUGUAUUUGGAUGCGGAUUUAGCCUUUCAUUAUGACUCUGCAAAGAGGCUUUGAGAGAGCAUGGAUUGGCUGCCACAAAGGUGUCUGCUGCUGGGUGUUGCUGCUGGCUUGUUAUGUCUUGAUCUCCUUGGCUGCCAAACCGAAAAUGCCGGGCCAUACACACCUAAACUCAAUACGCAUUGAUGGGGACAUAUCCCUAGGCGGGCUGUUUCCGGUGCACGCGAGGGGAAAUGACGGCAAAGCUUGUGGAGAGCUGAAGAAGGAGAAAGGAAUCCAUAGGCUGGAGGCCAUGUUAUUUGCCCUGGAUCGUAUCAAUAAUGACAAUGAGCUGCUGCCUAAUAUCACUCUGGGGGCACGCAUACUAGACACCUGCUCACGGGACACCCACGCUCUGGAACAGUCGCUGACAUUUGUUCAGGCACUGAUUGAGAAAGACUCAACUGAUGUCAAAUGUCUCAGCGGAGGGCCGCCCAUCAUCACUAAGCCCGAGAGAGUGGUGGGAGUAAUUGGUGCAUCUGCCAGCUCCGUGUCAAUCAUGGUAGCCAACAUUUUGCGUCUCUUCAAGAUCCCUCAGGUGAGCUACGCUUCUACAGCUCCAGAGCUGAGUGACAACACCCGCUACGACUUCUUUUCCCGUGUGGUGCCUCCAGACACAUACCAGGCACAGGCGAUGGUGGACAUUGUCAAAGCUAUGAACUGGAACUAUGUCUCUACUGUCGCUUCAGAGGGAAACUAUGGAGAAAGCGGGGUUGAUGCAUUUAUUCAGAAGUCCCGAGAGGACGGUGGUUUGUGUAUUUCCCAGUCAGUGAAAAUACCACGUGAACCAAGACCUGGAGAGUUUGACAAGAUUAUCCGGAGGCUGAGUGAGAACCCCAAUGCUCGAGUAGUCAUUAUCUUUGCCAAUGAGGAUGACAUCAGGCGUCUCCUUCAAGCAGCUAAGAAGGCCAAUCAGACAGGCCAUUUCAUCUGGGUAGGUUCAGACAGCUGGGGAUCCAAAAUUUCACCAAUACUGCACCAAGAAGAAAUGGCAGAGGGUGCUGUCACCAUUCUACCCAAACGACAGUCCAUCAAAGGUUUCGAUCGCUACUUCAUCAGCCGAACGCUAGAGAAUAACAGAAGAAAUAUCUGGUUUGCAGAGUUUUGGGAGAAUAACUUCCAAUGCAAGCUCAGUCGUCAUGCUAUGAAGAAAGGAUCUGGUAUCAAAAAAUGUACAAACCAUGAGCGGAUCGGAAAAGAUUCAUCCUAUGAACAGGAGGGGAAGGUCCAGUUUGUUAUAGAUGCAGUGUACGCAAUGGCUCACGCUCUACAUAAUAUGCACAAAGACCUCUGUCCUGGAAAAGUUGGCCUUUGCUCCAAGAUGGACACUAUCAACGGCACACUGCUUCUCAAAUAUAUCCGCAGUGUCAACUUUACAGGAAUUGCUGGCACCCCUGUGGUCUUCAAUGAGAAUGGAGAUGCUCCUGGUCGUUAUGAAAUCUACCAAUACCAGAUAACAAAAAACACCACAGAAUACAAAAUCAUUGGUCACUGGACAGAUCAACUCCACCUAGACACUAAUGACAUGCAGUGGCCUGGUGAAACACAAGAAGUCCCUUCCUCUAUAUGCAGUCAACCCUGUCGUCCCGGGCAGCGCAAGAAGACAGUGAAGGGAAUUCCUUGUUGUUGGCACUGCGAGAAUUGUGAUGGUUAUCAGUAUCAGGCAGACAAUUACACCUGCAAGAUGUGCCGCUUUGAUUUGCGUCCCAAUGACAACCACACUGGCUGCGUUCCCAUUCCCAUUGUCAAGCUAGAGUGGAGCUCACCAUGGGCCGUGAUACCAGUCCUCAUUGCAGUCUUGGGGAUUAUGGCCACUCUGUUAGUGGUUGUAACCUUUGUGCGUUACAAUGAUACACCAAUUGUUAAGGCAUCUGGUCGAGAACUUAGCUAUGUGUUGCUGACAGGUAUCUUUCUGUGCUAUGCUACAACAUUCCUUAUGAUCUCUGCUCCCGAUGUGGUCGUAUGCUCACUGCGAAGGAUUUUCCUUGGUCUGGGUAUGAGUAUAAGCUAUGCAGCACUGCUUACCAAGACAAAUAGGAUCUACAGGAUUUUUGAGCAGGGCAAGAUGUCGGUCAGUGCCCCUCGAUUUAUCUCCCCAGCCUCGCAGUUAGUUAUCACAUUUAGUCUGAUAUCAGUGCAGCUCCUUGGAGUGUGCAUCUGGUUUGGUGUUGACCCAUCACAAGCCAUCAUAGACUAUGAAGACCAGCGCACAGCAAAUCCCGACAUGGCCCGUGGCGUUUUGAAAUGUGAUAUAUCAGACCUGUCUCUCAUCUGUCUGCUGGGUUAUAGCAUGCUUCUGAUGGUCACCUGCACAGUUUACGCCAUCAAGACUAGAGGGGUUCCAGAGACAUUCAACGAGGCCAAGCCUAUCGGCUUCACAAUGUACACCACCUGCAUUGUGUGGCUUGCCUUUAUCCCUAUCUUCUUCGGGACCUCACAAUCGGCGGAAAAGAUGUACAUCCAGACUACAACCCUAACCAUCUCUAUAAGCCUCAGUGCAUCGGUCUCUCUGGGUAUGCUCUACAUGCCCAAAGUCUACGUGGUUCUUUUCCAUCCAGAGCAGAACGUACCCAAGCGCAAACGCAGCCUAAAGGCUGUGGUCACUGCAGCCACCAUGUCCAACAAGUUCAACCCUAAAGGUGGCCUGAGGCCCAACGGAGAGGCCAAAUCUGAACUUUGUGAAAGUCUUGAAACACAAGAUUGUGUUGAGGGAGGGGAGCCUUGUGAGGGACUUUAGACUCUCAGUGUUGGCCUCAAAGCAGACAUACAUAAGCUACAGUAACCAUGCCAUCUAAGACCGAGAUGAGCCGUGGAAGAGGAGAAAAGGCCUGCCUGAGGAAAAAUCACCUGAUUCUGGGGGCAUAUUGGGGAUACACUGGAGAACUUUCAAGCUGCUACAUCAGAGGAUUGGGGUGGAAAGAUGGGAAUUUGUCACUCCAAAGGAUGUCAUAUUUUUUUUAUGGAAUCAUGUAAAGGCUUGGAUGCAAAUUUUAUGAUAAAUUAGUAGCUUGUAGGAGUGAGAGAAGAGAUGUAAGGGAGCUUGGACAGUUAAUUUUCCUCUUCCCACCCUGAGCAUUGAUCAGUGACGUUUCCAGAUGCAGGCUGAAUGAACCACCUGGAGCCUACAGAUUUUUUUUUUUUUUCUGAAGUGUAUAGAGCACAAGUUCAGUUCUCUCUGAUACUGAAUUGUUUGUCUCAUUUCAGUAAAAACAGGGGAAAGCAUUCUGUUUUUAUCAAAUGCAGCUGAUGAAAUGAAGUGGUGUAAAAAUAUAAUAGUUAUUUUUGGUUACAGGUGUAUUUGGAGUUGAAAGCUGCAGUACUCUUCAGACUGUACAUGCCUUACGACAGUACACUCAGUAUUCCUACAUGAACUAAAUAUAUCUGAAACACAUGAAAAUAAAGCAGUGGGUCUCCCCAGUAGUUUUUUUUUUUUAACUGUUUCAUAAUAAUGAGGACACCACCAUUUUGGCAAUCCUAGUGUACAGUCCCAGAGCAUGCUUAUGGGAGCAUCACGUGUACUGUGCUGUGUUGUCAACGUCUAUGGAAUGCAACAUUUGUCAUCGUUGUCAUUCACAGUGGAGAUGUCAUUUUUGGGGUAUCCCUCUGCUGAACGAAAAGAAAUCAAACAAACCAAACACAAAUUGCCAUGCAAUAGCUCUAUGGUUGACAUCACAUUCCAUAAAUGUCAGUCAGGACUUGGACACUUGACUGUAAACAUCUGAGAUUAAGGGGCUCUUAUUUAUCAUGCACCUAUUGAAGCCUUUUGAAAGACUGUCAAAAUUUCACUUGCAGCGUUAAAAGUAAUUGACAAAUUUAGCCUAAAAGAGUCUUGAUUAAAAUUCAAUAAGAUUGUAAGACUUGUAAUUAAGACUGUAUACUCUGUACCUUAAUGCAGGGUAUUGUGAUAUAGUAGAUUUUUAAAGAAAAAAAGACAACAACAAGCUGUUGUCAUGCCAGACAUAUUGUUAUUAAAGCCUGACAACAUAUGAUAA